Molecule: messenger RNA, 429 nt
Organism: [Candida] anglica
Lineage: Eukaryota; Fungi; Ascomycota; Pichiomycetes; Serinales; Debaryomycetaceae
Source: the annotation of a GenBank genome assembly
AUGUCUACUUCGAUCUUCCGUACUAUUAAGAAUAUUUACGCCUCGGGGAUCAAGAGAGCCGCAUGGCAAAUCCAAGUUCACAACGAUACCAAGAGAGGUUGGUUAGUUGGAACUGAUGACUUUGGUAACAAGUACUAUGAAACAGAUGUACCAGAAGAAAUCCACUUGAGAACCAGAUGGGUUGAAUACUCCGAAUGGGGUAUUGACAUGUCCAAGGUUGAACCUGGUUGGCAUUACUGGUUGGGUUACGGUACUGACACUCCACCUACCCAACUUACUGGAGACCAAUUAACCACCAGAGCAUACCCAUUACCAGAAAGACACCACAUGAACUACACACAAACUCCAGGGAUGUUUGUCACUUACAACACUGCCAAGCCAAAGCACACUGCAUGGGCUCCAGAGGUGAAGGAACGUGUUGAAGUUUAA